GCGCGCGCGCGCCGAUCUUCGCUGCUGCUGUCGCCGCGAUCCACGGGGCUGCGUCCUUUCCACGCCGCGGUCUGAGCGCGAGCUCUAGCCGAGCGACUCUUUGAGGGGGAGGGAGGCUGACCCUCCCCUACGAAGACCUCUUUCCCCUUCAGCGCUCGCUUGCCGAGACUUCGGCAUUAGCCGCAAACCUGAUCCUUCCUCCCAGGCACACACAUACCCAAACCCCACUCGAGGGCGGGCCUGAACCUUCCCUUUCUCACACAAGCUUACCUCUCCACUUCCGCUGGGAUAGUCUCUGCACGAGCCCCAGGGCAGGCACGCAGCCGUACGGCUAGGGGCCCGAGCUCGGAAGGGUCCCCGAGGCUGAGCUCUGCGGGAACCGCGGCGAGAUGCUGUGCGGGAAGUGGAGCCUCGUGGCGGAAAUGGUCCUGUUCAUCGAAGACCUGGAGGAAGAUUUAAAAAUCCUCUGCCUCUGCUCGAGGGCGUUUGUGGAAGAUCGAAAAUUGUACUACUUAGGAUUAAAGGGGUUCUAUGUUAAAGACAAUGAUACCAGUAAUACAGAACAAGCCACAGAAGAGAGGGAAUAUAAUUCCCAUGGACUGGUAGAAUCGGAGAAUGGAAGUGCUUUGAGAUCAGAUGACAUUGAACUAGAUUCAGAAGCGGAACUUAUGAGAAGUAUGGGGCUACCCCUUCAAUUUGGAGGCUUAUCUGCUCACAAGAAUUUUGAGGUAUCCAUGAAUUCCAGAAAUAAAAAAACUAAAUUUAAAAAGAAAAAGAAAAAAUCUCAAAAGAAAUACUCAGAUGAAAUUCUACAAGAAUCCUGGAAAGAGAUUCAUGAAGAUGAUGACCACUUAAUAUCAGAUGAUUCAUCUUUAGCUUUUGAGCAAUAUGAAGAGACCAAAACAUGUGAACUUCAAAAUGAGAAAGAAGUAGAAGAUGGAAAAUUAUCUACUGAAAAUGUAUCAUCUCCAAAAUUAGAGAUUACAGAGAAAUGGCAAAAGUAUUGGAGUGAGUAUGGAGAAGGAUUGUUAUGGCAGAGCUGGCAAGAAAAUCACCCAAGUGAAAUAUUGUCUACUGAACCUUGGAAUUCUCCUGAGACAAAGGAAAAAUGGGAACAGCAUUAUAGUCAUGUUUACUGGUAUUAUUUGGAACAGUUUCAAUAUUGGGAAGGUCAGGGAUGGACUUUCGAUUGUUCACAAAGUUGUGAUAUGGAUAAUUGUAUGUCCAAAAUAGAAAUGGAUAAGAAAGAUAAUAGUAACAUUACAAGGGGAUCAUUAUUGGACUUCGUUUCUGUAACUAAAAGGAGUGAGGACAUUUAUAAAGAAAGUACAAAUGAUAAGCAUCAUGAGGAAAUACUUGAUGGAAUUAGCAAUAUAAAUCUGAAUUCAGUGGAAUUAGAGAAUGACAGCUUAAACUUGGCUGUAAAUUGUGGUGAUUACCAAUGUCUGGGUGAAGUUAACAGUGAACAACGGAGAACUCUUUCCAAUGAAUGUGAACCAUGUGAUGGAUCAACCAAGAAAAGGAAUUUGUCAGGAAAUAAAAGUGCCGGCCAAGCAGAUUCACAGGAGACUUCUGGAACGAGUCCAAACAAAGAAGUGUCAUAUAGCAACAAUAAGGAUGGAGAUGAGAGUGAGGAGGAGCCACCUGAAUACAAACCAGCUAAAUUGAAGAGAAGCCAUGAACUAGAUAUUGAGGAAAAUCCAAUUGUGGACUUUGACGACAGUGGUUCUCUCUUGGGAUUCCAGCAUGGUUCAGGACAAAAGAAUUCCAUUAUAGGGGAUAUAUACUUUAAGAACUUGUUUAAAAAGUCUAUUCAAAGAUAUGGUGGAAUUUCAAAUUUUAGUCGUCGAAAAGUUAAGUACAUACAGAAAGAUGUGAAACAUAAAACACAAUUUCUAGACAUGCGCAGACAAGUAAAUGCAAAAAACAAACAUAUCUUCUUUCCUGAAGAGUCAGAAAGAUCGUCUUCCCGGAAGAGUAAGACUUUGAGUAAGGUGGAAAAAUUCCUCAAAUGGGUUAAUGAACCAGUGGAGGAGAUACCAUCACAGGACCCUCAAGAUGAUGCACAAGAGACUUGUACAAGCAGUGAUUCAGAAGAACAAGAAAGAUCUGUUAAAAAAAAAUAUGAUGACCCUUUUGAGAUCAGUAAUCUGGAACCUGAAAAGUGUGAUGUAUCUUCUUCAAACAAUGAAUUUGAAAUGGAAAAAAAUAAAGAAGACAACAAAACAACUGUAACAGAACAGAAAUGUGUUUCUGAAAGGCAACUGAUUACUCUAGAUAUUCCAGAUUAUCUGCAAGUAGAAACAGAUGUUGAAGCAAAGAAGAAGAAAAAGAAAAGCAAGAAAAAGAACAAAACUCAAAAUCCCCUUCCUCCAGAGAUUGCUGCUGUUCCUGAGCUGGCCAAGUAUUGGGCACAACGAUAUAGAUUAUUCUCACGUUUUGAUGAUGGGAUCAAAUUGGACAAAGAGGGCUGGUUUUCAGUUACACCUGAGAAGAUUGCUGAACACAUUGCUGGGCGUGUCCAGCUGUCCUUCAACUGUGACAUUAUAGUGGAUGCAUUUUGUGGAGUUGGAGGCAAUGCCAUUCAGUUUGCCUUAACAGGAAAAAGAGUGAUUGCCAUUGAUAUUGAUCCAACUAAAAUUGAUCUUGCUCAUAACAAUGCAGAAGUAUAUGGAGUCGCAGAUAAGAUAGAGUUCAUCUGUGGAGACUUCAUGCUGUUGGCCUCAGAUUUAAAGGCAGACGUCGUAUUUCUCAGUCCUCCUUGGGGAGGGCCUGACUAUGCUACUGCAGAAACCUUUGAUAUUAGAACCAUGAUGUCUCCAGAUGGAUUUGAAAUUUUCAGGCUGUCUCAGAUGAUCACAAACAAUAUUGUAUAUUUCCUUCCAAGAAAUGCUGAUAUUGACCAGGUGGCAUCUUUAGCUGGACCUGGAGGACAAGUUGAAAUAGAGCAAAACUUUCUUAACAAUAAAUUGAAGACAAUCACAGCUUAUUUUGGUGAUUUGAUUCGAAGAACAGCAUCUGAAAUACCAGUUAAAAAUGACUUAAAAGAAGGAAACAUAGAGUAGCAGCUAAAUUAUCAUUCCAGUCAAACAACUUCCAUUUUAUUCCUCUAUCCAUCAUGAAUUCUUUUUGGCAACCAGGAGUCUAUUUCUACCAUAUAAAAUAGGGUUUGACUUUUUUUACGUGCUGUUGUCAUUAAUAAUUUUGAGAUAACUUAGUAAAUACUGAGAAUUCAUUGGAAUCUUCUUAAUGUAAAGAAGGUCGAUUUGCCUGUGUACCUCACAGAUAUAUACUUACAGUAUGUUUAAGUGUUUUUGUCUGCUUUUGUUUAGCAGCCUUUUAUUUUUUUAAUUAGUAUUUUAAAUGCAGUGUUGAAAAUCUGAUUUUUUUUUUGUUACUACAGGUUUUUUUAAAGGUUUUUUUUUUUUUUUUUUGGAGGGGGUUAAUUACACUGACCAGAAAAACUGAUUUUAUUACUUAAAUUGUGUCAAGAUGCCCAUUCAUAAGCAAGUGAAAAUUAUCUUUAAAUCAGUUGAUUAAAAUGUAAAAUGUUGGUGGGUUGAGGGAGAAUAUUUUAAAUAAUGGAAGUAUUGCUGUAUCCUAAUAUUUCAAUGUCAACUUUUCAAACAUCUUCCAAUUAUAAAUAAAAUAUUCCAUCUAUAA
Molecule: messenger RNA, 3663 nt
Organism: Antechinus flavipes (yellow-footed antechinus)
Lineage: Eukaryota; Metazoa; Chordata; Mammalia; Dasyuromorphia; Dasyuridae
Gene: TGS1
Product: trimethylguanosine synthase 1
Exons: 14
Coding region: 390-3065 (891 amino acids)
Biological process (GO): 7-methylguanosine RNA capping; 7-methylguanosine cap hypermethylation
Cellular component (GO): nucleus
Molecular function (GO): RNA cap trimethylguanosine synthase activity
Source: RefSeq, a predicted model, not a curated record